AUGAUUCAGGCAAGCGCAAACGAUGAACUAGACACGCGCAACUCGAUUGAGCUCAGCGAGAUUGCCGGCUUGUCAGCCACCAAAACCAAAAAGGCCCUCAAAGAUCGCGAUCUCGACACAGAAGGGACUCCAGCUGAAUUGACUGCACGACUGACUGCAGCCAUCGCAUCCCGCAAAUUGGACGCCACUCCCAUUGCUAUGGACGUCGACGAAGACUUUGAUGCUACACAAGGUGGCACGACGAUGGCCGCCACGGGCCGAGAUGAUCCUGAUUCGCUCGAAGCAAUUUCGAAGCUCUCCGUCAACGAGCUCAAGACUCGUCUGCGCCAGUCUGGCAUGGUCACCAAAGGCGCAAGAGCCGAACUGAUUGCCCGUCUUGAUCUCGGUCUCAAGACCAAAGAAGCGCAACAACAGAAACUGGUUGAGCAGAAGCAGCACCUCGAACAGAUCAAGGACGAGCUCAAACACCUCGAUGCAAAGGGUAUUGCUCACAAACUCGACACGUUGCGCAAAGAUGCAAAUGCGGCAGGCAGUAAAGCCGAAAGGCUCAUCACAGACUUUGAGGAGAAACUCCGUCAAGCUCAGAUCGCCAAAGGCAUCCUUGAGGCUCGUCGAGCAGCCGAGGCCGAAGCUGCUUCGAGCGGCAAGAGCGUUUCGCCGAUCACUGAGGAGCAACGACUGCGAAUUGUCAAGGGUGCCGCCAAGCUGGCAGCAGACAAGGCAGCCGAGAUCCGCAGCUCGACAGAAUAUGCCAAGAGAACAGGCGAGGGAGCUAAAGUCGCGCUCGAACUAUUCGGUAGAGUCCGAGCCUCAUGGCGCCAAAAUUCCAAGCCCGCUCCUGGCGUACCAGUCUUCGCUUGGCGCGUGCACGAGCUCAAUGGCUUGCAGCUCUCGGAAAUCAAAGUCGAGCUUGACCGCCGUGGUCUUGACAAAGUCGGCUCGAAGCCUACACUGAUCAAUCGUCUCAUCGAGGACUCCAACAAAGCCAUCCUCAGCCAGAUGACGCCCGCUAUGGACAAUUACGGUCGCGAUAAACUGCCAAUUGCGCUCAAGCGACGUAUUGCGGAACAUGUCGCCGUUGGUGGCCGCUUGGGUGAUCUCCUGAACCUCGAAGCUGCUAGCCGCAGCUGGCGUGUGGCUAUCUAUCUUGACAUCUUCAGAUGGAAAAGCAUUGCGCGCGAACGUGGCUACUAUGGCUUUGCUCCUCUGUCAACAGGUCGCGAACUCAGCAGAGACGCAGUCAAGUAUACCUGGCGUCAGACGGCGAUCAGCGAGUAUCGGAACAGUUGCUGCAAGUGCAUGUGCGCCAUUGCCACCGGUCCAGGCGGCAAUGAAGAGUACCGACCUUGGUUCCCGUAUUUGCCCAAAUCGCGCGGUGAACCAUCAUGGGUCAAGGUCUGCUACUGCUGUCAGAUGUACGUUAAGGAAUUCAAGAUGGUUCCAAAGGAGUAUGCUCGCCGUCUUGGCCUCACAAAAGAAGAGAUAGAGGACGUUCCCUGUCGCACUCUGGCAGAAAAGACCGAAAUCAAAGAUGGCAGAUCAGUCGUCGUCCGCGAAGCCAAGACAGUCUACCUUUGUGCUUGGUUCGACGAGCUUCUCGAGCUGCGCAAGAAUCGCAACAAGGAUGCUAUAUAUCGUCUUGCCGGCGAUGGAGCAGACGAGCUCAGGUCCUACAUCGCAACGAAGCAGCUCGGUAAUGCAAAGCAUGAUCCUAUUCGUCAGCUCUACAUUGGAUAUACCCUUCAAAAGACGUUGCCCACGCCAGAACAGGCUCGAGAGAUCGUCAGAGAGCUUGGCAGACGCAAACGCAUCAUCGCAGAGUGCGAGAAGCGCCUCGAGCAUCUCUGUCUCAUCGAAGCACUCACAGGAGAGAGUCGUGCUAUCUGGGAAGCUCGUCUGUCGACUUGCCUUCGUUUCAAAGGCUGCACUGCCGACAUGGUGCUGACUCCUCUCUUGCGUGGCCACCAAAUGAGAAUGCUUCAUGCUAGCUUCAGCACUCGCUAUGCUGCAACAGACAAGGCAGAUUUAUUCGAGCGUGCUUGGGACAAGUUCAUCUACAAAUGGUCGCCGGAGUACUGCACGGAGGAGCUCGUCGAGGAUCAAGUGCAAGCACUCGCCGCUAUCGAAAAAGCUCGUACGCAGCGCAAAGUCGACAAAGCGGCUCGUAUAGAAGCGCGUCGCUUGGCUUUGCUCGCAAAGUAUGCCAGCACAGACUAUGCCGAUGUUAUUGGGCCUGUGCUCGAAGCAAAGCCUUUCAUCGCGAACGACACAUGGUGGAACGACGAGCAAGUCGAAGGAGAACUCUUCGAGGCGGAAGAGCUCGCUUAUCAGGCUCGUGUCGACGAACUUGACGAGCGUCGCAAGGCAGUGCAAGCUAUGAGGGCCGCUUCCGAGGAAUCUCGCUCGCCUCGUCAGAAGACUUCGCCGGCUUCGUCUCGUGCCGACAACCGCAUGGAUAUUGAUAGUCGUCCGAUUCGCAUGAGCAUACUUGCUGACAGUGACGAUGACGGUGAUGUCAAUAUGAACUGA
Mixia osmundae IAM 14324 is the source of this 2529-nucleotide messenger RNA. RefSeq lists its product as uncharacterized. The record is from RefSeq and is a predicted model, not a curated record. Bases 1 to 2529 code for a protein of 842 amino acids. The transcript is spliced from 4 exons. NCBI's taxonomy places the organism in Eukaryota, Fungi, Basidiomycota, Mixiomycetes, Mixiales, Mixiaceae.